CGAUCGCCGCGCGGUCGCGCUGCAAUCGGCAAAACUGGCGCCGUUCUUGUGUGCUUUUGUUGUUGUGUACGACUGAUUUCAUCGGAGUAAGCUCUAGUUUCAGUUCCUUGUUCAGGCCUAACCAACAACUAGCUUCAGCAGAAAAGAAAUGGAGAAGUUGCCUGACGACGUCGUCCUGGAGAUAUUGAAAUAUGUGGAUGUGGGGGACCUCUUCGCCUGCCGCCUCGUGUGCAAGAGGCUCGAGAGGCUGUGCAGGUCUCCGUACGUGUGGAGGCACCGCUACCUCCGGGACGAGGAAGACGAAGAUGGGGCGCUGUGUCCUUCACUGCGCAUCGCUCCCUGCCUGAGCUCUAUAGUGAUUGCCACCCCGGCAGAAUGUUCACUCGUGUUCUCGACCAGGUGCGCCGUGGCGAAACUGCGCGUCCAUGUGCACGCGGGCGGCUCUCUGCACGCCGCCCUGGUCAUCCGAAACCAGGAGGCCCUCGGUCGGUUGAAAGAACUUGACGUUUUCCUUUUCCCUGGAGCUGGGGCUGACGCCAGGGUGCUGUUUGAAACUCUGGCGGUGACGUCAGGGCUGGGGAAGGUCAGCAUCUAUGGACUACCGGCUUCCCUACCCUACACAUCCAGCCCCCACGACAACGUCGAGUGUGUGUCGUCCCUGGGGUCGAGCCUGAGGUCGUUCAGCUGGAACGUCGCCAUCGCCUCGCAGCACACCGCCCCCCACUACAACAUCCUGCUGGACAGACACGCGGCCACGCUCGAAGACGUCCAGCUCACCAGCUUCUUUGGUGCGGGGUCAGUCUUCGCGUCCUCGGCGUUGACGGCGCCGCUCCUCGCCCGCAUGGCCAGCCUGCGCGUCCUGGCCUGUCACCUCCUGCCCGGGCUGCCGGUCGUGGCGCAGUGCGAGUCGCUGCGGGAGGUGAAGCUGUACGUGACGCACCCACAGACGCAGCCCGACUACGACGGGGCCGCCGAGUUCCUCCGUCGCGCCGACCAGCUGAAAGCUGUCUUGCUGCUGUACCGAGGGAACUACGGUCCCGGUGACGACGGCGUCGACCUCGUCUCGGCGCUGGCGGCGUCGGGUCGGUCCCAAGUGGAGUCGCUGAGCAUCGGUAACGAGUGCAGGGACGACACCUUCCCGCAGCUGCAGCCGCUGUUGGGCGCGCUGCCCUCUCUCCCCGCCCUCCGAGACCUGCUGGUGGACGUGAUGCCGCAGGAGCUCCUGCAGGCCAUCACGCCCGCCUUGGCGCCCGGGCUGCGCAGCCUCAAGUUGCGGGUGCAUCAACGGGACAGCUUACCUUGUAUCCACUCCUGGCUGCAUUUGGAUGCGAUCAAAUCUUUUCUGCUGGCGAACCCUUCUCUGGAGCUACAUCUUCUCUCUAGACCAAAGUUCUGCACUAUCGUCAGACCCUGUACAGUGUGCUCAUUGGGUUGUCAGUACAAUUUAUGGAAAGACAGCGAUCCUGGAGGCGAUUAUUGGUUGACUGUCACUUGUAAAGAUUUAGAUCACUAACCAAGUGUAUUCGAAAUGUAUCAAUUAUCAAUUAUGUAUAUAUAUGUACAUAUAGUGGUUUGCUUGUUGGAUAUAUUGUACGUUCUGUACUAAUAAAAUGUUCUUAAACUUUUAAAAAA
This is a messenger RNA of Frankliniella occidentalis (western flower thrips), 1632 nucleotides long. RefSeq lists its product as uncharacterized. The transcript is spliced from 2 exons. The coding region runs from base 149 to 1513 and encodes 454 amino acids. Lineage: Eukaryota; Metazoa; Arthropoda; Insecta; Thysanoptera; Thripidae. The record is from RefSeq and is a predicted model, not a curated record. Gene Ontology annotation, molecular function: protein binding.